Cooperia oncophora is the source of this 765-nucleotide messenger RNA. The record is from the annotation of a GenBank genome assembly. Lineage: Eukaryota; Metazoa; Nematoda; Chromadorea; Rhabditida; Trichostrongylidae.
AUGAAAAGUGCAAAAGUGAACUUCGGUAACCUGCCGGAACCAAUGACGGAACGGGAAUAUAUCAUCUACGAAGCCGUGACCAUGACAUUGGAGAAUUAUGGCAUCCCCAUCUACAUGCCAUACAAACGUGAAGCAAUGGUUCGUCAACGCUUUCUUACCCAGUAUCCGCAAAUGCAACACCGAGAGGAGGCACAAAUGGGCGGAGGAGUUGAGGCCAUCGUUGGCCACGACCAGCUCGCCGCCAAUCCACUUCACCAGGAUAUCCCGCCAACGUUCCGUGGACCGUUCAUCAGUCGGGAAAACGAGUACAGGAUCGCCUACGACAAACACUACACGGGUGGACAGAACAUACAUCCUCACUUCCUUUCAAAUCACUACAAGGAACUCAUGUUCUGCUACUAUGAUGACGACUAUGCGCCAGACUACUACGCGCAAGAUUUCACCAUCACGGCUGAUACAAGUAUGCUUGCUGGUAGGAUUAAUCACGUCGAGGGAAAGCGCCCUUCGGUGAAGGUGAAGGCAUUCGAGAGCUAUGCUCAGUAUGUGGAGCGUUACAUGCUAGUCGCCAUGAGGGGACGCCAGCGAUGUGGAAGGAUCGUUACGAUAGAUGAUGCCAUCUUUUCUGAACGAAUGCUCCCCGAUUUUUUGGAAAUGACCCAACAAGUGGGAGUAACAGUUGGGGUGCGCAUGAACUUUGUCAAGGCGCUGAUCGCCUUCUAUAGAUUCCUGGAGAAGCACAUCGAUGCAAGUAUGGUUUGGUUAUAA